UCUUCGAAGAAAUUACGUAACUUUAAACAUUUGCACAAACAGAUAGUAUGGCGGCUAAAAGGGUUCAUCACACCAUACAUUGGUUUCGUAAAGGUCUGCGUUUGCAUGACAACCCUGCGUUAAGGGAAGCUUAUGAYACUAGUCUUACUGUUAGACCAGUUUACAUACUUGAUCCGGAUUUAGUCAAAUGCGGGCAAAUUGGUGUUGUAAGAUGGCGGUUCAUUCUUCAGUCACUUGAAGAUUUAGACCAAAGUUUAAGGCAAAUUAACUCCAGGCUAUUAGUUAUACAAGGUAGACCAUCAGAGGUAUUUGCAGACCUUUUCAAAAAGUGGGAAAUCACAAAGCUGACCUUUGAAGUAGAUACUGACKYACYUGCUAAGGCAYGGGAUGAGGAGGUCAUCAAACUAGCCAGCCAAGCCAAUGUGGAGGUUGUUCAAAAAGUSUCACAUACACUAUUUGACCUGGAUGCGAUACUAGCCAAGAACCUAGGAACUGCUCCUCUGACAUAUAAAAGUUUUCAAGCUGUUGUGUCAACUCUUGGUGCACCAGAUGAACCUUUACCCGCAGUUGACAGAUACAUCACCCAUGGCUGCAAGCUACCCAUUGAUGACGAACAUGAUAGAUACAGUAUUCCUACUAUAGAUGAUCUGGGUUUAUCAAUCCCUGAAGAAUCUAGCGAAGUGUUGUACCCUGGAGGAGAGGUUGAAGCUUUGAGAAGAAUGAAUGAGUACAUGGCAAAGCAGGACUGGGUUUGCAAAUUUGAGAAGCCUAGUACAUCACCCAACUCAAUAGAGCCAAGUACUACAGUACUAAGUCCAUAUUUAGCAUUAGGAUGUUUAUCAGUAAGACUGUUUUAUAAGAAAAUUCAAGAGAUUUAUUCAAAGGCUAAAAAACAUUCACAGCCUCCAGUAUCACUACAUGGACAACUACUUUGGAGGGAAUUCUUUAGUACAUGUGCUCACAAUACUCCAAACUUUAACAAAAUGGAAGGAAACAGAGUUUGCCUGCAGAUACCAUGGGAUAAAAAUGAUGAUCAUCUUAAAGCAUGGUCAACGGGGUGCACUGGUUUCCCUUUUAUUGAUGCUAUCAUGAUCAAGCUGCGUAAAGAAGGCUGGAUCCAUCACUUGGCUCGUCAUGCAGUAGCUUGUUUUCUUACCAGGGGAGAUCUAUGGAUCAGCUGGGAGGAGGGACUGAAGGUUUUUGAAAAUCUGUUGAUUGAUCAUGACUGGAGCUUGAAUGCUGGUAAUUGGAUGUGGUUGUCUGCAAGUGCGUUUUUUCAUGCAUAUUUUCGUGUGUAUUCUCCUAUUGCCUUUGGUAAAAAGACAGACCCAAAUGGGGAUUUUAUAAGAAAAUAUCUGCCAGUUUUGAAACGUUUUCCUGCAAAGUAUAUCUAYGACCCAUGGAAUUCACCAUUGAGUGUACAGCAGGCAGCAGGRUGUGUAAUUGGUAAGGACUAUCCAAAGCCGAUUGUUGAUCAUARUAAAGCAGUUACAAAGAAUCUAGCAAGAAUGAAGCAAGCAAGGGAAGCGAAAUAUGGAAGCAAGCAAGCAGCCAAUGUAAAGAAAUCUCCGCCGAAAAGAAAACGCUCAUCUGAGAAAACGAACGGAAAAGUUAGAAAGAUAACAGACUUUACUAAAUCAUAAGACCAACUCUGUUUUGACGCUGAUAAAACAGUACAAUUAGCUACAAGUGAAGAAAGUUGUUUUCAGUAUUAGCUUUGUUGUUGCUGUUUUGUCGUCUGGUUCAUUGCUCAUCCCGAUCGCUAUCAGAUUAUUUUAAUAUUUAAAAUAUUUAUGCUGAGCUUAUUUAUUUUCCCGCAUCUUGUCACUAUAGGUUACUUGUAUUUAUAAUUUUGAAUGUAUAUAAGAUUUACAUUUAUAACAGUCAAGUAAGCAAUUAUUAUAAAAAGCCUAGGAGUAYUUGA
Molecule: messenger RNA, 1924 nt
Organism: Exaiptasia diaphana
Lineage: Eukaryota; Metazoa; Cnidaria; Anthozoa; Actiniaria; Aiptasiidae
Product: cryptochrome-1
Exons: 9
Coding region: 48-1643 (531 amino acids)
Biological process (GO): entrainment of circadian clock by photoperiod; circadian regulation of gene expression
Cellular component (GO): cytoplasm; nucleus
Molecular function (GO): DNA binding; FAD binding
Source: RefSeq, a predicted model, not a curated record